UGCAUUUCGGUAACAAACAGCCAACCACAGAGCUUCACAGGCAGGAAGCUAAAGGCUAAACCUGAUAAAGCGAUGAGUUCGCUUUCAGUGAGUUUAGCAGCAGCGGCGUAGAGGCUCAUGGGUAUUGUAGUAUGACGUGACAAAACGUAAAAAGAGUAAAUUCAAACCGCCGUCGGGACUUGAAGCUGCGCGCUCGGUCCGGUCUCUAGCACAGCGGCUUCCGGUGAAGCUGAGGCGGGAACCCGGAAGGGGGCGCAGUCGUCUCCCCAGCGUCCUCGUGUUUGUGGUUCCCAUGGCAACAGUGCCGCGUCUGCGCUGUUUGAAGCAGCUCGCGUCUGAGCGAAGAAGCUGAAAGAAGCCGCAGACUUUUUAAAAUGUCGCUGAGUCCAAGAAGAAGAAGAUGCCGGGAGUUCACCGGGCCGACGCCGCACUCGGUCGCUGUGAGAGCGAAGUUCCCGUCGUCGAGGCCGGCGGACCAGCUGAUCCUGGAGAGACAGAAGCAGGAUGCCGCCCGAGACAAAGUCCUGGAGUUCACAAAGAACCAGCAGAGCUGCGACAUCAAGAGCUCGUGGCUGCGGAGUUCAGACGGUCGUUUCCUGAGAGGAACCAUCGAGAGGCGAGUCCGAGCUGCUCUGAGCCAGCAGGAGGUCCACAUCCAGGAGAGGAGGGACAGGCUGCGUGUGCUGUUGGAGGCGGAGGAGCAGCAGCUGCUGCAGGAGAUGGAGGAGAAGGUGGAGACUUCAGUGGAGAGACAGGCGAAGAUGAGAGAACGAGCCAAAGCCCUGAGAGAGAGGAGAGAGACAGACAGACAGCAGCUGGUCUCAGACAAGCUGGAGCAACUCUUCAGGGAGCAGUGUGAGGAGCUGCGGACCGUCCAGAGCCGCCGCAGAGAGCAGCAGGUGUGCGAGGAGCGAGCCGCUCAGGUGAGAAGCCGACAGCGGCGGCGGCGGCGGCAGCAGGAGGAGGAGGAGCUGUUUGAUGAGCUGUGGGAGGCCGAUCGCAGAGCCAAAGAGGAGCGGGAGGCGCAGCGAGCGCAGACGCAGCAGCGCAGAAACCUGCAGCAGCUGGACUCCAUCAGGAGCCAGAUGGAGGCGGCCGAGCAGCAGAGACGGAAGCACCGGCAGCUGAGGGAGGAGGAGGCUCGGCUCAUGCUGCAGCAGCAGCAGAUGCAGCGGCUGCAGCGGCAGCGCGAGCAGCAGCAGAAGCUCCGGGAUCAGCAGACCCGCCGCCGGCAGCUGGACCAGGGCUUCCGGCUGAAGAUGAAGCGUCUGUCCCGAGAGCAGCAGGACGAGCUGCAGCUGGACAUGAACAUCCUGCAGGCGCUGCUCAAACAGGAAACCGACGAGAAACAGGAAGCUGCUCAGAGGAAGGCCGAGCUGCGUCAGGAGCAGCAGGUGUACCGGCAGUACCUGUCCGAUGAGCUGCACAAGCAGAAGAGGGAGGAGGAGGAGACGGAGCAGCUGAUCGAGGAGAAACUGAAGGAGGUCUGGGCUAAAAGAGAGGAGCAGAGCCGCCUGCAGCGAGAGGCCAGAAACCGACUGAUGCAGGAAGUGAUGGAGGCUCGAAGUCUGCAGAUCCAACUCAAACUGGAUCUGAACCUGCAGAAACAGGUGGAGCUGUCCAAAGAGAGAGACGAGCUGAACAGAGUGAUGGAGGAGAUGAAGCUGAUGGACGAGGAGGAGAAAAGACGUCAGAAGCAGACCUGCGAGGCGUAUCGGGCCGACCUGAAGGCCCAGAUGAAGCAGCAGCAGCAGCUUCGGUGUGAGGAGAGAGCUCAGGCGGAGAGGGAGCACCAGCAGGGUCUGGUCCUGCAGGAGCGGUUCAACCACAAGAAAGAGGAGAUCCUGUCCAGACCCGCGUCUCACACCACCGCCCCCCAUCCUUUCAGACGAGCAGAGGGAUCCAGCUCUGCCUCCAGACACCGCCUCACGUAGGCAGCCCUUUAAAACACCACAUUACUCUGAUCUUUUAAAUCUAAAUAAAAGCCUUUCAAAGCCCUUCGUACCUGCAAACACAGCUUUACAGUCA
Siniperca chuatsi (mandarin fish) is the source of this 2028-nucleotide messenger RNA. RefSeq names its product cilia and flagella associated protein 53 (gene cfap53). The coding region runs from base 375 to 1934 and encodes 519 amino acids. The transcript has 8 exons. Lineage: Eukaryota; Metazoa; Chordata; Actinopteri; Centrarchiformes; Sinipercidae. The record is from RefSeq and is a predicted model, not a curated record.